UCCAAAUCCUAAUGAGAUUUAGCUUUUGAUCAUUCUCAUUCUUUAAAACAAAAGCAAAUUGUAAAAGUUAUUUUUAUAAGUUGCACUCUAAAUUAAACAAGAAGAUGUGCAGCAAAAAGGCAUCACAAUAUCACAAAGUAGAAACACCUCCACCACAACCUUUCUUGAAAUCACUAAAGAACACUCUCAAUGAGAUCCUUUUCGCCGACGAUCCGUUUCGUAAAAUCAGAAACGAACCGAAAACGUCGAAAAAGAUCGAGUUAGGGUUGCGACACGUGUUCCCAAUCUUGGAAUGGGCUCGUGGUUACAAUUUGGGGUAUUUGAAAUCAGACGUUAUCUCAGGGAUCACAAUUGCUAGUCUUGCUAUUCCUCAAGGGAUUAGCUAUGCUCAGCUAGCUAAUCUCCCUCCAAUCCUUGGUCUUUACUCAAGUUUGGUGCCGCCGUUGGUAUACGCGAUAAUGGGAAGUUCAAGAGAUUUAGCGGUGGGAACAGUGGCGGUUGCCUCGCUGUUGACGGGAGCGAUGUUAGGGAAAGAGGUAAACGCGGUGCAGAAUCCAAAUCUUUACCUUCACUUAGCUUUCACCGCCACUUUCUUCGCCGGACUCAUGCAAACUUGCCUUGGCCUCUUACGGUUAGGGUUCGUGGUGGAGAUAUUGUCGCAUGCGGCAAUUGUAGGGUUCAUGGGUGGUGCCGCGACGGUGGUGUGUCUGCAGCAACUGAAAGGCUUACUUGGCCUCAUUCACUUCACUCAUUCCACCGAUAUAGUCUCUGUUCUCCGCUCCAUUUUCUCUCAAUCUCAUAUGUGGAAAUGGGAGAGUGGAGUGCUAGGGUGUUGCUUUCUCAUCUUCCUUCUUACAACCAAAUACAUUAGCAAGAAGAGACCAAAGCUAUUCUGGAUAUCUGCAAUGUCUCCACUUGUUUCUGUCAUUUUUGGAAGCCUUUUCAUGUACUUCCUCCAUGACCAUUUCCAUGGCAUUCCAUAUGAAGGGAUUGCAGUGGGGAGAAGCUUUGCAAUGUACAAGAAUUACAACAUAGAUGGGAACAAAGAGAUGAUAGCCUUUGGGGUGAUGAACAUUCUUGGUUCCUUCUCCUCUUGCUAUCUCACUACCGGGCCGUUUUCGCGUUCGGCUGUGAACUACAACGCGGGUUGCAAAACGGCGUUAUCAAACGUGGUGAUGGCCGUUGCAGUGGCGGUGACGCUACUGUUCUUAACGCCGUUGUUCUUCUACACGCCACUAGUGGUCCUGUCUUCGAUCAUAAUCACCGCCAUGCUAGGCCUCGUAGACUACGAAGCAGCCCUUCAUCUUUGGAGACUAGACAAGUUCGAUUUCUUCGUUUGUCUCUCUGCUUACUUUGGCGUUGUUUUCGGUACCAUCGAGAUUGGUCUCAUCCUCUCCGUGGGAAUAUCAGUGAUGAGGUUAGUGUUGUUCGUGGGAAGACCAAAGAUUUAUGUAAUGGGAAACAUUCAGAACACAGAAAUAUAUAGGAACAUUGAACAUUACCCUCAAGCCACCACUCUCUCUUGUCUCCUCAUUCUCCACAUCGAUGGUCCUAUCUACUUCGCCAACUCUAGCUACUUGCGAGACAGAAUUGGAAGGUGGAUCGAUGACGAGGAAGAAAAAUUGAGAACGAGUGGAGAAACCAGUCUACAAUACAUUCUACUUGAUAUGAGUGCUGUGGGAAACAUAGACACGAGCGGUAUAAGUAUGCUAGAAGAACUCAACAAAAUCCUUGGACGAAGAGAGCUCAAGCUAGUGGUAGCAAACCCAGGAGCAGAGGUGAUGAAGAAGCUAAGCAAGUCCAACUUCAUAGAGAGCAUUGGUAAAGAACGGAUUUAUCUCACGGUGGCAGAAGCUGUUGCAGCUUGCAAUUUCAUGCUCCACACAGCGAAACCCGACUCCCCCGUACCAGAAUUUAACAACGUUUAAGAUUUCGUACUGAAUCUCAUCUCACAUUUCUAAAGAGGUUUUUUUAUUGUCAUCAAGAUUAAGGAGUCUGUUCGUACCAAAAAUAAAAAAUAAAAAAAAAUAAGUCUGUUAUUUGAA
Messenger RNA from Camelina sativa (false flax), 2045 nucleotides. NCBI's taxonomy places the organism in Eukaryota, Viridiplantae, Streptophyta, Magnoliopsida, Brassicales, Brassicaceae. The record is from RefSeq and is a predicted model, not a curated record.